AUGUCUGAAGAACAGGAUCUAAGUAAGACUGACGAAUUUAUAAACAAAUCCGAUAUUUCCGAAGAUCUAAACAAAUCCGAUCAACAAAAGACUUUCGAAUCCGAUAAGAAAGUUGAACAAGCAGGUAUUUGCUACUGCGGCAAAGACAGGAAUUUGAACAUUAUAGAAUUGCUUUGCGCAAACUGCAAUAGAUGGUUUCAUGAAUCGUGCAUUGGUUACCAACUUGGAAAAUUGGUACCAUUUAUGUCUAACUACAUAUUCCUGUGUAAAAAUUGUUCCCCAACUGGUCUAGAAAGUUUUAAGAAAAGUCAAGCGCAAACCCAGCAAAUGUGUGUAACGGCAAUAGCCAACCUUCAACAGACAAGUUUUAAAGAGGGUUCAUGCAGAUUAACAUUCAGUAAGGACAAAGAAAUCAUACCUUAUAUUGAAUACCACUGGGAGGCACUUACUACAACUUCCAGAAGAGUAACACAAAGUUGGCAUUUUACGGUAACGAAAGCUUUAAUUAAAGAUAUACAUAUAUUAUUUGUAUUUGAAGAUAGCACAAAUGGUAGCCAUAUGUAUGGGUUAUUAAAUUCAGAUUUAACACAAAUCAAGCCAAAUUAUGAAGCUAUGAUAAAAGGUGGCUUGUUGAAAGUAACAGAUAUGGGUAUACAACAUAUUCCUAUGCAAGGUGGGGUAAAAUCUAGGAAUACCAAAAGAAAAUUUCCUGGAGAAUUGGGUGUACAGGGUAAGAAAGGUAGAGGAUUUGAUUUAGGUGCUGCAAAGCUUCCAGCACAUGGUUACCCACUUGACCAUCCCUUUAAUAAAGAUGGUUAUAGAUAUUUGUUAGCAGAACCUGAUCCACAUGCUCCAUUUAGACAGGAAUUUGAUGAAAGUUCAGAUUGGGCUGGAAAACCCAUUCCUGGCUGGUUAUAUCGUACAUGUAUACCUAGUACUGUGCUACUUGCAUUACAUGACAGAGCUCCACAGCUUAAAAUAUCUGAAGACCGCUUGGCUGUUACUGGUGAAAAGGGGUAUUCCACAGUUAGAGCUACUCAUUUUGUUACUAAAGGUGUAUGGUAUUGGGAGGCAACCAUUGAAGAAAUGCCUGAAGGGUCAGCAACACGUAUGGGCUGGGGACAAGACUAUGCUAAUUUACAAGCUCCUUUAGGUUAUGACAAGUUUGGGUAUUCAUGGAGAUCUAAAAAAGGUACCAGGUUUCAUGAAUCUGCAGGAAAGCAUUAUGGUGAAGGUUAUGGAGAAGGUGACACUGUUGGGUUUUUAAUUGAAUUACCAGUAAAUAGCAAAACUAAACUAAUUCCAAACACAUACAAAGAUAGACCUUUGGUAAAAUUUAAAAGCCAUCUUUACUAUGAAGAUAAAGAUAAUGUACAGGAGAGGUUGAAAAAUCUCAUUCCUUUACCCAAGAGUAAAAUAAUGUUUUUUAAAAAUGGAGAAUGCCAGGGUAGUGCAUUCGAAAGUAUUUACCAAGGGUCUUACUAUCCAAUUAUUUCAUUGCACAGGAAUGUUACAGUUUCCAUAAAUUUUGGACCUAAUUUUAAAUGCCCUCCAUCUACUGAACAUUUCAAGUACAAGCCCAUGUCAGAUAGAGGUGAGGAGUCUAUUUGUGAUCAAACUUUGGCUGAUCUGGUGUUUCUUAUUGAAAAUGAAGGAAAGUUAAGGUUGGAUAGUUUCGUACUAUGA
This is a messenger RNA of Psylliodes chrysocephalus, 1686 nucleotides long. The record is from the annotation of a GenBank genome assembly. NCBI's taxonomy places the organism in Eukaryota, Metazoa, Arthropoda, Insecta, Coleoptera, Chrysomelidae.